Messenger RNA from Salvia splendens (bonfire salvia), 792 nucleotides. RefSeq names its product immune-associated nucleotide-binding protein 8-like. The transcript is spliced from 4 exons. Lineage: Eukaryota; Viridiplantae; Streptophyta; Magnoliopsida; Lamiales; Lamiaceae. The record is from RefSeq and is a predicted model, not a curated record. The coding region runs from base 1 to 573 and encodes 190 amino acids. Gene Ontology annotation, molecular function: GTP binding.
AUGGAGCACCACGAUAGCGAUUCCCCUGCCUCGAGCGAGUCACCGGCGCCGCAUUUUCCCAUCGGCGGGAGUACGCCGAUGUCCACUGCGAUGUCUCAAAUGCCGGGGAUGAUGCCCCAAUCUCAAAUGCCACCUGGUAUGAUGCCCCAGUACUCCAACAUGUACCCGCAGUGGUAUGGGAUGAUGCCUCAGAUGCCCGAGCGCCACCUCCACUCCACCGUCUUACCCGAUGAACGCAUUCUCAACGUUAUCGUUACCCCCGGGUUGUUCGAUUCCACCGUCGAAUCAAAUACCAUGGCCAAGGAGAUUGCACACUGUAUCACUCUGGCCAAAGAUGGAAUCCACGCCGUUCUGCUCAUUCUCUCACUGAGAAGCCUCUUUUCUCAAGAGGAGGCCUCUGCUUUUGAGUGCCUCUGCCAAAUAUUUGGCCCGAAGAAAUUGACAUUGGAUGAUUUCUUGGCAAAUAAUCAAUUGAAGAAUACUCGUGUGGGAAUCGAACUAUUGUGUUUGAUAAUUGGACAGAAGAUGAAGACAAGAUCAGUAGGCAGAGGGAGGAGCUUCUCUCUCUUGUAGAGACUGUUUUAGAGGAAAAUGGAGGCAUUCCAUACACUGAUGAACUCUUUCAGCAAAUCUAGGUUGAGUGAAGUGAUUUAGAAUGGUAUUUUUCAGGCAUUCCGUCGCUGGACAUUUUGUUUUGAAGCCUUGUUGGUCAAUAACUGUACAUAAGAAUACUAAACUGUAUAUUUAUUGCAAAGUGUUAAUAAAUGAUAUUAGAAACUGUAAAUUUAUAAA